AUGGGAACUAUUGAAAUAUGGGCAGAACUUUUGGAGAACGCUAAAUGCUUGAUGGACUGUGAAGCUGUAGAAAUUUUACAAGGAAUCCAAGUGCAAAUGGUCAUACUUUCUGAAGAUCCAGCAAUUAAAAUCCCCAUUUCAUUUGACAGGGGACUACAGUAUGCCAAGAGGGGUAGCCAUUAUACAAGUCCACACUCUGUUAGACGAGUGCUUGAAAAUAGUGCUCUCAAACAGCACAAUGUUUCUGAUGGCGAGGUGUCCAUGAUUGCCAUUGUAGGUCCAGAAUCUGUGGAAGAAGUUUUUGCUCUUGUCCCGUCCUUGAAGGUGAAAGAAAUGGUGCUUUGUGGAGCUGGAGGAACCAGUGAUGCAAAACAGCCAUAUAUGGCUAGACUUUCUGCCCUAGCACCUGCUGUAUUGUGUGAUGGCGUUCAAGACCCAACAAGCAUGGCUUUCUUACUGCGGCCAAGUGAGCUCCUUUGUGUGAUGCCAAUUUCCGUUGUGAGAGGAGAAUCAUACUCAGGUGAAGCGGGAGCUAGGCAGUGGCAGGCGGAUCCAUUUCAUGCCAAUCCCAUCCCAGCUUCAUUGACUGCAAAACCAGAUGGGCAUCUCCAGAAACCACUCCCAAGGACGAUAGGAUUUUUUGGAGUAAGGCAUUUAUGCAUGUGGGCAGGGUUUGUUUCUCCCCUUGGCUCCUCACGUUCUUGUGGAGUCUAG
Molecule: messenger RNA, 714 nt
Organism: Ilex paraguariensis (yerba mate)
Lineage: Eukaryota; Viridiplantae; Streptophyta; Magnoliopsida; Aquifoliales; Aquifoliaceae
Source: the annotation of a GenBank genome assembly